AUGUUAUUUUGUAAUUACGAAGUUUAUGUUAUACAGGAAGUAGAGAAUAUUGUACCUGGUGACUGCAAAAACGAAAUAAAUUGCGUAGGAGAAACUCCGGAAGUGGUAUUCCAUAAGUCCCAUAAGAAACUUGUUAUAGAAGGUGAGAAAUGGAUGAAGGAAGCAGCGACAUCAUGCAUAGUAGCCGCAACAGUGACUGCCACACUAGUUUUUCAAGCAGCGUUCAGUGGAACUAGUGGCUACGAUAAAUUGAGUGUGUUCAUGACAUUUGGGUUUUCAGAUGCACUCUCCUUGUUCUCAUCGAUUGCGGCCGCCAUAAUAUUCAUGUCCAUCAUCACUGCACGCUACAAACAAGAUGAUUUUCUUGAGACCCUUCCCAGAAAGUUCAUAUUGGGAGUUGUUAUCAUGUUCAUCUCCAUAACAUCAAUGAUGGUAGCGUUUGGCACCACUGUUUAUCAGAUUUUCUAUGAGAAAAAGGCAUAUUUGAUGCUUGGUUUAGUGGGCGUAUCAGCCUGUUCGCUCAUGCUCUUGUUUAUGGCUUCGCAAUUUUCCCUCAUAUGGCACAUGUUCAUUUACACCUAUCGGCCUGGCCUUUUCCGCAGACAAGCAAAGUCAAAGUGA
Messenger RNA from Pistacia vera, 621 nucleotides. RefSeq lists its product as uncharacterized. The record is from RefSeq and is a predicted model, not a curated record. The coding region runs from base 1 to 621 and encodes 206 amino acids. The transcript has a single exon. NCBI's taxonomy places the organism in Eukaryota, Viridiplantae, Streptophyta, Magnoliopsida, Sapindales, Anacardiaceae.